Molecule: messenger RNA, 2758 nt
Organism: Hipposideros armiger (great roundleaf bat)
Lineage: Eukaryota; Metazoa; Chordata; Mammalia; Chiroptera; Hipposideridae
Product: RUN domain-containing protein 3B
Exons: 3
Source: RefSeq, a predicted model, not a curated record
GGUUAUCUUGAAGAACUCUUACGGCUUCGAGAGAACCAGCUGUCCGAAUCUGUCUCCCAAAAUAAAAUACUGCUACAAAGGAUUGAAGACUCUGACCUAGCCCAUAAACUGGAAAAGGAACAAUUAGAAUAUAUCAUUGUGGAGCUUCAAGAUCAGUUAAAGAGUUAUCAAAGUCUGGACCAGUUAUCAGCUGAGGUUAGCCUGUCUCAGAGUUCACUGGAUCCAGGUCAGUCACAAGAAGGAGACGGAAAACAAGACACUCUAAAUUCGAUCAGUGAAGGUAAAGAAGAUACUCCCUCAUUACUUGGUCUCUGUGGGUCUCUAACAUCAGUGGCAAGUUACAAAUCUCUAACAAGCCUAAAAUCUAAUGACUGCCUUGCAAGUCCUACAACAGAGAUGACAAGUCCAGGCCUAACUCCAUCCUGAAAACUUUUAUGUAAAAGCCAAAAGAUUUUGUUGCAAAUGUUCUAUUUACGUAAGUUUGACUGGUGGGAAAAACCUUUGGAAUUUUAUAUUGUUCUGGCACGUCUGGAAUCCUAUUGCUUAUAUUAGCGUUCAGUCCACUCAAUGUAAACUUCUGAGUGAAAAAAGAAAUGAUACUGGCAUUUUUCAUUUUACAAUUCUUAUAUUUGUCACUGAGGAAGUUUAAAAUGAAUAGGCUUAAAAAAACUUUCAGAGAUCCUCUAAAUGAAUAAUCCAUUGCAAAUUGUACAUAUUUAUUAUUCAGCUGAUUUUCAUAUAUUUAAAUAUCAUAAUUGCCAGAGACUGAGUUCAAUUCAAGGUUUAUUCCAAAGACUUAAGCUAAGUAUUUUCUUUCACUCUUUUAUGCAAUGAUUAAAAUUUCUAAAAAUGACUAAUUUCAUUUUCAUUAAUUUCUUCCUAGGUCCUAAUGUUUAAUAGCCUUGUUUUUAAUAUGAGAACAUUCUCAGCUGCAGUUUCAUAGUGGCUUACUCAAUUUUUCUUUAACAGUUAUCAUUUCAUAUCAACAUUCCAUUGAACAUUUUAUAAGUUUUGUAGGACUGUGCCUUUAGGCAGUUACUAUAAAAAUGUUAGGGUCAUAAGGAAAGUAUUUUACAGUAUUUUAGGCCAGUUAGGUAAAAUGAAUAAAUUUCUUAUCUUUGUUUUCCCAAAAUUUUCUUAAAAGGUUAUCAGUUAAAAAAUAUCAAAUAUGCCUCAAAUGUUGGAAACAUUAAAAAAUAUAGAACAGAUGUUGAAAAAGUAUUUGAUCAGGAAAGAUUUCAAGUUCCAUUAAGUACUUGAGAAGCUUUUAAAUUAGGAUCAGUAGGGUAAUCAACCAUACUUAAAGUGUCCAGCAUACAGUGCUGCUUUUUCUCCCUGUGUGCAACAAUGAAUUAUAUCAUGUAUGUCUCACAGCUCCUAUCACUUAGUCUCAUUUUAAAGUUAAUAUAAAAAAUCCUUGCACUUCUACAGGUUAAAAAAAAUAUUUCUUUUUAAAAAAGCUAUGAGCUGUAUUUUAAAUGUUUUUGCAAUUUUUGGAACUAUACAUCUUGUCCCUAAAAAUUCCACCGUAUUGAAAGAGAAAAUGUAUUAAGUAUAUUUUCUGUAGUAAUAUGAGGAAACCAUGGAUCAGCUGUGCCAAAGAAGUUUUAUACACUGUUUACAUGAAGAGGCUAUAAUCCUUAUUGGGGACUUUAACGUGCUAUUUUUUGUUUAUUAAUAAAACAUUACAUUCAAACUUAGUAGCUUUGAUAUGUAGGAAGAAUGUUCCUCCUAAAACAAUUUUUGAGAGAAGGCAAAAAGUGCUGAACCUAUCACAUUCAUUCUUUGAUUAGAAAUGCAGGAGUGUGGUGGUUCUCUGUAAUCUUCAGUUUUGCUCUCAUAAUUUGGAAUUUAAGAUAAUAAGUAGUAACAAGGCUUGUCUUGUACGUAAGACAGUUCAGUGUCAUUUCAGGGACAAAGGAGGCCUGGAAGUCCUUAAGAUAAGUUAUCUUGCAUGUACCAGAACUACUCAGAGCUUUAUUCUUUUAGCGUAAGGUUUUAUUACUUGUAGAAAUGCAAAUAUUCUUGAGCAGUGGGACUUUCUCUCUUAGUUCUGUACGCCUUAUUGCGAGCGAGAUGCCCAAAGCAGUUAUUUAUUGACUUCUUUUUUACUCCGCUUGGAGGACGACUGGAAGGUGUAAAAUGAGGACAAAUGGAAGCCUUGGGAGGAGGAUGAGAAAUGGUUACGGAGGGAAAGUCAAAACUUUUAGGCUGGCCUUAAGCACUAUUGCUGCUUUCCAAGCAACUAUCAGAAUAAUACUUAAAUGCUUUAUCAUUCACGGUCCACUCUCAACUUGACAUUUUCCUUCAAUAAUUUCAAAAAAAAUCUUUGUUAAAAUUUUUCCAUACAUUUUUAUAAUACAGAAAUUCAAGGUUCCAUAAUUGAUAAAAUUUUUCAGAUUUGUCUAAUGGACACAGUAACUUGUGCAUCUUAACAUGCUGCUAAAUGCAGAUUUAAACAUGACACCUGAGGAUCGUAAUUUUUCCUCCUUUCUUGGAGCUCUUGGUAUAAAAUUCAUCUGCUAAUGUGAAUUUAGGUUUCUACACAGUUUAUCUCACACUAGUUAUAGAGGUAGUUUGUUAAUGUGUGCAUGAGGAAACAACUUAUGUCUCAAUCUUUAGUUUUAAGUGGUGGUGUUUAAUGUUCACACACCCUCCCCAAAAGAGAAUGCUGAAUUACAUGCUAAUAUUUCCAUGCGUAUUUUGUUGCCCUGAUGUAUUAUACUUGUUGCAUGUAUAUUAAACAUUUUGUAUCAUG